AUGAUGUUGCUGCAUGUGCUGCUCCUCCUCUGUGCUUUUCCUCUUUCAAAUGCUAAAGGCAGACUAAGAGAAUUCCAACUAAUAAAUGGAAGAUUCACCAGAACUCUUGCAGUGAAUGCAUGCAGAACAAACUACACUGACCUCGCCACAGUUUAUGACCAACAAGACAAUAUACAAUUAAGGACACUGCUCAUUAAUGUUCCUGAUCCACCUAGUGGAUGGAUCGGUGCAAAGAUAGGAAAUAGUAACCGUAAUAAAUGGUCAAAUGGUGAUGAUGUCACAUUUCGCAGAAACAUUACAAGUUAUGUGGGAUCACGCUGUGCUGCUAUGACUUCAAAUGGAGACUGGGAAUUUCUCACAUGUACUGAGACAAGACACUUCAUGUGUUAUAAGCAAGAUGUUGAGCGACCAUUAUACAGAUUAAUGCUUCGAAACAAAACCUGGUUUGAGGCUCAGCUGUACUGCAGAGAGAAGCACACUGAUUUAGUCAGCAUCAGAAAUGAAGAGGAAAAUGAACAGGUGCAGGAAGACGGAAACAAGAGUAGGAAUCCUUUCUGGAUCGGCCUGCUGGAGGACAAGGUGGAAUGGUCUGAUGGAGGACAAUCUGCUUACAGAAACUAUGCAAACACACCGGGCAGAGGAGAAUUUAUGUUUAUGCUUCGAGAUGGGAGUUGGUGUAGGAGUACAGACGACCAUGGUAGACAUUCCUUAUGCUACAAGAGUUUCAUUCAUGUGAGUCCGGGUGAAAUGUCCUGGGAGGAAGCUCUGGAUUACUGCAACAGCAACUUUUCUGGACUACUGCGCAUCGAGUCUGAGGAUGAUCAGAUGGAAACGGAGCGAGAGCUAAAAAGACAGAAUAUUUCAGAGCCACUGUGGGUGGGGCUUAGACAGAGCCGACUUUUCGGUUUCUGGAUUUGGUACAAUGGGCUCCGUGUGGGACCCUGGACCAACUGGAAAGAAGGAAGUCCACCAGAACAUCAAAUUUCCCAGCACUGCGGUGCCUUAGAGAAGGUGAACGGUCAAUAUAAAUGGUGUGAUAAAGACUGCAGAUCUAAAUUUAGAGUUUUAUGUGAGGGGAAAUAA
Sinocyclocheilus rhinocerous is the source of this 1083-nucleotide messenger RNA. Its product is annotated as lymphocyte antigen 75-like. The transcript is spliced from 4 exons. Bases 1 to 1083 code for a protein of 360 amino acids. The record is from RefSeq and is a predicted model, not a curated record. NCBI's taxonomy places the organism in Eukaryota, Metazoa, Chordata, Actinopteri, Cypriniformes, Cyprinidae.